AUGACGGAAACAAAGUCUGUUAUUAGUGAGUCUUCAUCGUCGGAACAUCCCCCUGGAUUAUCGGACGAUGCCGACGACCUUGACUUAUAUCAACGAUUGGAAAAAAUUGAACGUGAAAUUGUUGAAUUAACUUUUGAAAAUCGUGUAUUCGAAACAAAUUUAGAACGUAAAAAGUCUGAACCAGUACCGACAAGCAAUGCAUUAGGUGUUAGUGCAGCAGGCAGUUCUCUUACAUCCACACCAACCGGCUCUACGCAGGACGUAUCAGGUGGUGGUCGCGGUGAUCGUUUAGCUCGAAAACGCUCGAAAUCUCGUAGUACACAGGGAGAUUUUCGUGUUCAAUUAACAUUAGAACAAAAACUAGACAUUAUCGUAUCAGAAUAUGAACAAAUGAAAAAUGAUAAACAAAAGAAAGAAAUGUCGAAUGAAAAGAAACUUGAUCAGCUGGAAUCCGAUUUGGAAUGGAUUGAUGUUGAAGCGGUUGAUUUCGAAGCCGCCAUCACCGAAUUUUUGAAAUUAAAAGAAACAUCUAUUGAUAAACGAACGAAGAAAUAUAUUGGUGAAAAGAUUGAUCGCUAUUUUAAUGAACGAAAAAAAGCACGGGAAUCACUAAUUAACAAAUUAACAGAUAAAUCACAAGGACUCAAAAGACUCAUCAAACGAUUAGAAUCCCAAUUACGUCAAAAAGAAGAAAUGGGUGAAACGUUACAUGAAGUUGAUUUCAAUCAACUGAAAAUUGAAAACAAACAAUAUUUGGAUAAAAUUGACGAGAAGAAUUAUGAACUUAUUGUUCUUAAACGUCAGGUUGGUCAAGCUACACAACAAUUGAAUAGGUAUAAAGACGAAUUACAAACCGAAUUAAGUUUACAACUUGAUAUCCAUUCGAAAAUUGAUAAACAACAACAAUUGCUUGAACGUGUUGAUCAGGAAAUGAGUCAAGUAAAUCAAGAAUUAGCCAAAGCAGAUAAAUUGAAUCAAACACUCACUGAACAAACGCAAGAUUAUCAAGUACCAGAAGUACUCGAUUAUGUGAAAAAGAAAGCAUUACUCUAUAAUUUACAACGAGAUGUAUCUGUGUGGGAAAGAAAAUUAGAAAUUGCACAGAUGGCUCUUCAACAAUCCAAACAGCAAUGGCAAACUCUUCAACGAACAGCGCAAUUUCAAAAUCAACCGUCGCAAGCAGUUGGAGGAAGGCGAGAAGUGGAAGCCAGAUAAUCUAUUUUAACGUUUUAUUUAUCUCUCCCAUAAAUUCAUCACACUUUUUCGUUCUUUAAUUUUUAUGAUUUACAAGUAUGCUCUUUUAUACCAGAUGAGGCGGUCAAAACUUUUCUGACCUAUGAACACUAAAUAUUUUUCGAUUUGCAUGCAUUGAACAUUUGUUGUUUGUUGAUCGAUUAGCAAGAAGAAGUUGGUCUUUAUAAUAUGCUUCAGCGUUCUAACAUAGGUUACAAUCAUAUAAAAGCUGCAGUAAUAAUUUUAGCAAUCAUAUCUCCACGACGUUAACAUUCUGCUAUGUUCGAACAGAAUAUGUGACGUUGGGUAAUAAAACGGUUGUUAAUACACAACUUCAAUUUGAUGAUAACUUAUUAAUACUAAAUUAUUCUGUUUAUCUAUAUACAUUUACCAGAAAUGAAGAAAAAUCAGAAGAGCGAUGUAGGUAGGCAAUUUGCACAAAACUAUGCAUAAGCAAACUUGAAACAAGGGUACGUUAGACGUCAUUGAAAUUGAUAUGGAUUGUACCAUAUUUUACUUUAUAAUUCAAUUCUGUUUAGUUUUAUUAAGUACUAUAUCUGAUUUGAACCGACUACAAAGGCUGUAUAUCAGAUUAAAUUAGCAAAAAUCCAGUCUUUGCAUCUGUACUGAAUAAACAAUCGACGUUUCCUUA
Didymodactylos carnosus is the source of this 1885-nucleotide messenger RNA. NCBI's taxonomy places the organism in Eukaryota, Metazoa, Rotifera, Eurotatoria, Philodinida, Philodinidae. The record is from the annotation of a GenBank genome assembly.